Molecule: messenger RNA, 2443 nt
Organism: Eurytemora carolleeae
Lineage: Eukaryota; Metazoa; Arthropoda; Copepoda; Calanoida; Temoridae
Product: zinc finger protein 836
Exons: 4
Coding region: 12-1511 (499 amino acids)
Biological process (GO): regulation of transcription by RNA polymerase II
Cellular component (GO): nucleus
Molecular function (GO): DNA-binding transcription factor activity, RNA polymerase II-specific; RNA polymerase II transcription regulatory region sequence-specific DNA binding
Source: RefSeq, a predicted model, not a curated record
UCAGAAUUAAGAUGGCAGGGUCCAGCCAGUGCACAGAAAGGCUGUUGUUAUACACAGAUCUACAGAGUAUAGAACCAGUUACUGAUGAUAAAAGAAUAUUAAAGCAUAUAAUGAUUGAUAUUCUCAAUCUGAGGAAUGGAAUGGAAGAUAACCUACUCCUAAUCCAACAAAUCAACCUGAUGAUACAGAAUGAAGGAGAGGAGCUGAAGGGGUUUAAUGAUAUAAUCCAUGCUGCCCAGCAACAUAUUAAAUCCGUCAACUCUGUUUAUACACUGGGAUUAUCUUGGCUUAAAGAUGAGACUGCUUUUGCACUUAGUAUUAUUGAAGGCCCUAAUAGCUGUUCUACCGUACAGAAAAUGGAAGAUUGUGAUGACGACACUUCCAACAGAAUGGAUGAUUGUGAUGAUAUAAAAAUAGAAAUGGAAGAGAAUACUGUUCCUGUAGAUCCUGCAGAGAUACUCAAACUUGACACCAAGAAGGAACAGGGAAUGUUUGAGGAAAAAUCAGAUAAAAAGAGGGAAAACAGAAGAAAUAGAGGCGAAAAAGAUUUUGUAAAAACUACAAAUUCCGUAUUUUCAUGCUCCUUAUGUGAUUAUAGAACACGAGUUAAAUUCUCGUUGAAGCAGCAUGUUUUAGUAAAACAUCAGGGCUUUCGAUAUCCAUGUGAUCUUUGUGAUAAAUCAUUUGGCGAAGAACAUAACCUAAAAAGACACAAGAAAAAUGUCCAUGAGGGGGUAAAAUAUCCAUGUGACGAAUGUCAACAUUCUGCUUCAAGUCAAAGUCAGCUAAAGCUACAUAUAGACAGUUGUCACCGAGGUAUUAAAUACUCGUGUGAUGAAUGUGAAUUUGUUACAGUUUCAAAACAUACAAUGAAGAAGCAUAGAGUUUUGCAGCACAAUGAAACUGAUCUAAUUGAAGGAGGAAGUAUUUAUCCCUGUGAUUCAUGUGAAUAUGUCACGGGUUGCAAAUCUAAUUUAAAGAUACACAUAGAAGCUAGACACAUUACGCCUGAACUUAUUAUGUGUGAUCAAUGCGAUCAUAUGGCCUCCACUAAAGGUAACUUAAAAGUGCAUAUUGAAAGCAAACAUAACACCACCAUUGAAUACCUGUGUGAUUUAUGUGAUUACAAAACGUUUAAUAAAAAUAGUUUUAAUGCCCACAAACAUAGACAUGAAAACUUGUAUUUAUGUGAUCAAUGCCCUUACAUUGGAAAACUGAAAGCAGAAUUGAAAAAGCACAAAAAAGUGAAACAUGAAGGAGUGAGAUAUCCCUGUGAUCUAUGUAGCCAUAUGGCACAGAAUAGGGUUCAUCUGAAGACUCAUAAAGAAGCAGUUCAUAUAGGAAUCAAGUAUCCUUGUGAUCUUUGUGAAUUCUCAGCUUCAAAUAAAGCUAAUUUGAAAGAGCACAAGGCAUGCAAACAUGACAAUACUAAAUACCCUUGUGAUCAGUGUGGUCAUGUUUCGUCAACGCAAGCAGCAUUGAAGAAGCACAUAAGGAGUAAGCAUUUGUAACAAAUGUUUAUUUUUUCUUGUAUCAAAAUAAGUUACAUUUUUAUGUUUUUGGGGGAUGAAAUAAUUGUAGAAAAUAUUAAUAUUAAUUUAAAAACUGCCAAAAUGCAUGAAUCUUCAUAUUGUGAUUGGCGAUUACGAUUUAGAACACAUGAAAAUGACGUGUUAUUCAAUUUACCGAGAGUUAACACCGCAUUUAUAGUAAACAAAAUCUGUGUUAAAAUAUCUUGAAUGUAUGUAGAAAAAAAGUAGAACAGUAGUAGAAUAUGGAAGGGCUUAGAUUAAAUUCAUUGCUAAAGAAAGCUAUGAAAACAUUGUUAAACCACUUCUCUAUUUUCCGGGUCAUGUUGUAAAGACGUUGUAAAGUCUAGUAUGCGAAAUUGUACUGCUUGUCGCUAUUCAUUAAAUUCUGUCUUACCACCAGCCACGUGCCCAAUUUUUACCAUUUUAGACAAAAUUUUAUUUGUUGUGGUUUCAAUAGCUCUGAAAUAUACGCGACGCAAGUAACACACCUGUGUAUCUGCUCCGGUCUGAGUGGUCCUCCUAGUCCCGUCCAGGCAAGGGUCGCCUGGCUACGUCUAGGGAAGGAACAGAGAAGGAGGAAAGGAGUAGAUGAACCGCCUGGUCUGUCUUGGACUGCAGGAGAACGAGAACGCUCAGGAUCGGUAUCCAGGAGAUCGAGAGAGAAAGAUGGAUCCACAAUCCGGAAUCCAGGAAUCAAUUCAAUAAUAACACAGGAAGGCCUUUAGGAUCUUCUUGGCAUUUAUCUGGAAUACAAACACCACUAUAGAUAUGACACAAGAAAGGACAAGAGACAUGGACAAUACAAAGAUCACAAUUUAAAGACAUAUAGUGGUGCCAUCCUGGAGGGUUGGAGGAGAUGAGACAGCAGCCGUGAGUAGAACCUAGAUAAGGUUCUAUGAGUGGGGUGGCGC